AUGUUUGAGACCAAUGCAUGGCCAUUGCUGUGUGAAAGCUUUUUCAUUUGUUCCAUCUGCCUGGAAACAUUUACCAAAACAGUGGUCAUUUUACCGUGGCAACAUAACCUUUGUAGAAAGUGUGCCAAUGAUAUCUUUCAGGCCUCCAACCCAUACCUCCCAACCAGAGGGGGGUCCGUGACCUCCGGUGGCCGUUUACGGUGCACGUCCUGCAGGAACGAGGUGGUGCUGGACCGCCACGGGUUCUACAGGCUCCAGAGGAACCGGCUGGUGGAGAACAUCAUCGACAUGUUCAAACAGGAGUCCACCAGCAGCUCUAGGCCAGCGGCCCCAGAGAGGACGGAGGAGCAGGCCAUGUGCCAAGAGCACGAGGAGAAGGAGAUCAACAUCUACUGUGUGACCCACAGCGUGCCCACCUGCUCCAUGUGCAAGGUGUUUGGAGCCCACCAGGACUGUGAGGUGGCGCCGCUCAAAAGCAUGUACCAGACACAGAAGACGGGGUUGACUGACGGGAUAGCGAUGAUGGUGGGGAACAACGACAGGAUCCAGGGCAUCAUCAGUCAGUUAAAGGAGACCGGCCAGACCAUAGAGGUGACUGGCCCAGUGUGGCAGCACCUGAUUGGGGAGGCGUCGAGCACCUCCCACCUGGAUAAGGUGGAGCUUGGAUAUGAGGUGAUGGAUCACACCACUGUUAACUCCUGGAGAGAGGGCAGGGCUCUGCGUAACAUCGACUUCAUCUCAGGUAGAAAUAGUUGGCAGUGA
Molecule: messenger RNA, 762 nt
Organism: Oncorhynchus keta (chum salmon)
Lineage: Eukaryota; Metazoa; Chordata; Actinopteri; Salmoniformes; Salmonidae
Product: tripartite motif-containing protein 55-like
Exons: 6
Coding region: 1-762 (253 amino acids)
Molecular function (GO): zinc ion binding
Source: RefSeq, a predicted model, not a curated record